This is a messenger RNA of Xenopus tropicalis (tropical clawed frog), 2438 nucleotides long. RefSeq names its product alpha-1,4-N-acetylglucosaminyltransferase. Gene Ontology annotation, cellular component: membrane. The coding region runs from base 588 to 1634 and encodes 348 amino acids. The transcript is spliced from 4 exons. The record is from RefSeq and is a predicted model, not a curated record. Lineage: Eukaryota; Metazoa; Chordata; Amphibia; Anura; Pipidae. Gene Ontology annotation, molecular function: hexosyltransferase activity; UDP-glycosyltransferase activity.
UAUGCCUGAGAAGCAAGCUCCCAAUGAAUUCAAUUACUUGCACAUAGACAAACUGCACUUCACUAAGCCAUGUUGUUCUUUCACAUUUUCUAUUUGGAAACUACCAGCAAACAUGUCUCGACAAAGUUCAUGCUAACUGUAGUAGUUCAGCAAAAUACAUUAUGGGGCCAUCAUGCAUAUAACAGAAGAUAGGAGGCUCUAGACCAACUGGGCGGGGAGCAGGGAAAUUGUUGAUCUCGGCAGGCAUGGUUUUAGAAGACAGUUACAGUAAAUAAUGUAACUACGCCCAUCUCAUUUCCUUUGAAACAGCAAGGAGAGAAGAUGAGAGAAGUGCCGAGAUGAAACAGCUGCCCACAAGCACAGCGUACGCCAGAUGAAGCCUCCUUGAAAGCACUCAUAUCACUGGUGAUGAGACCUUCAUUAUUCACAGCAGAACAUGUAUUUACAUCCUGUUGAAGAAUGAAGGAGAUCAUAAAAAUUGGGGAGCAUAGUGCCUUGCUUCUAGGGAAAACAGACUGUAAAACGAUAGCUGAUGUUUAUCAUUUAUAAACAUGGGAUUGAUAAUCAUAACCAAAUGAAAUAUUUCAAUGAUGAAUGGAUUAAAGUUAUCUGGCAUCUUGUUAUUCGCUUUAUCUAUUGGCUUUGUCUACAAGACCACCAGAAAACAAUUAAGCUUUGAAUAUUUCCCUUCUUUUUUUUCAAAGUCUUUAACCAGUAGCAGUACCAGUAGCAGUACCAGUACCAGUACUAAUUACAAUGCCAGUAUAAAUGUAGAGGAGAUUCUAAAAGAAGGGAAUGGAGUUAUAUUUUUGGAGACUACAGACAGAAUGGAGCCACCAUCUUUAGUGCUGUGUGCUAUUGAGUCAGCGGCCCGUGUGUACACUGAUAGACCGGUGGUUUUCUUCAUGAAAGGUUUAACAGACAUUAAUUCAGAAGAGGAUGAGAAACAAGCAAAGGAAAAAUUUCCAUCUCUGUCAUCUUUUGAGAAUGUCUACAUCUUCCCACUCAGAAUGGAGGAAUUGUUUAAAGACACACCCCUUUCUGAAUGGUAUAAGAAGGGUAAUGAAAGGUGGGAACCUUACUGGAUCCAUAACCUCUCAGAUGCCUGCAGGAUGGCUAUGAUUUGGAGAUAUGGUGGAAUUUAUUUUGACGCUGAUGUCAUCUCAAUACGGCCAAUCCCAGAAAAGAACUUUUUGACUGCUCAAAGUACUGAUACAUCGGGCAGCAGUGUUUUUGGCCUCACUCCUCAUAACAAGUUUGCCUGGAAGUGCUUGAAUGACUUUGUGCUUAAUUAUAGAGGAGAUAUUUGGGGACAUCAAGGUCCAGGUCUUUUUACACGUGUUCUAAAACCACUAUGUGUCAUGCCUGAUUUUAAAGUUAUAGAUGAUAUUAUUUGUGGAAAUAUUUCUUGCUUGAAACCUGAGCGCAUUUACCCUAUACCAUAUCAGAACUGGAAAAAGUAUUUCGAAGUCUGGGACCAAGUACCGUCUUUCAAUAACACCUACGGCGUGCAUCUUUGGAAUUACAUGAACAGGGAUGAGAAGAAGUCUGUAGUUCCUGGCAGUAACACAUUGGUGGAUCAUCUCUACAGACAGUAUUGUCCAUCAGAAUAUGGAAAUCUUUCCGAACAUUAGGACAUUGUGACAUCAGACAAUAGAGUUUAAAUAUUAAAUAUUGAUCGGAUAUAUGCAUUCAUCCAUUUUGACUCAGAGCAACUGUUUUCCCUUAAGGUUCAGCUAAGAUAUAAAGUAGAGUUUUUUUUUAAUAUAUAUGAAUUAUUUCUGAUUUCUAAAAUGAUUAUAACUAAUCUAAAAUGCAUUGCAUAGUAUAUGAGCAUGAUAUAGUAUCAAAUGCACAUACUCUUUAACACUUUCAUUUUCAUUUUUUUAGUUUUUUUUUCCAUCCAUUCAUUUUCAUGCAAAAGUUGAUAUAAUAAAUGUUGGCCCCCACCUCAAUUAGAUUUGCCAGAUUUUGGACCCCUGAUAAUGGGGAAUUGUAACUGCUGGUAUAGUAAAUAUUUGAUGCACGUUUUCUUUCAUUUUUUUAAAAAACAUGUUUAACUAGGGGCCAACCAGUGUUAUUACAUGUAUUUUUUAAAUGACCUGCAAGCACAAUUUUUGCACUGUCACUGCAGAGAUAAGAGCUGUACUUUUUAUGUAUUAUUGUAUAGCACAGUCUGUUCAUAUAUUUUCCUUAAUAUAUACUAAAUGUGCAGUUCUGUCUGUUGUGUUAGAUUUUGAAACUGAAAGAGUUAACAUAUACAACUGGCCUUCUGUGACCACAACUAUCAUUGCAAUAUUUAAGCAAAGAAUAAAAUAUGGUUACACAGUUGCUUUUUGACAGGAACCGAGCCCUUCCUUGAAACUAUGACUGUUAUUUCAGGGAAAUAUUGCUGAAAAAAGUGCAAGUGCUUUAUAAAGCUGGAAUAUUUCUCUCUC